Messenger RNA from Diutina rugosa, 2877 nucleotides. RefSeq lists its product as uncharacterized. The transcript has a single exon. The coding region runs from base 1 to 2877 and encodes 958 amino acids. Lineage: Eukaryota; Fungi; Ascomycota; Pichiomycetes; Serinales; Debaryomycetaceae. The record is from RefSeq and is a predicted model, not a curated record.
AUGUCUGAGGAACAGGGUCAGGUGGACACGUUCCUCAACUCGCUUUCGAAGCUUCUGCAGGACAAGCUUCGAGAGGACCGUCAACGCCAACGCCAACUCGAACGGGAGGUGGCUGAGCUCCGCAGCCGGUCGCAACUGCCGCAAAAGAACCAGCGGCUGGUGAGUGCCGACGACGCUGAAUUGGCAGGCAGACCGAGCGAAUCCCUCGGAUUGCCCCCCAAGCUUGCAUUCAAUCGUCUGGUACCGGCUCGCAAGCCGCCGGCGUUGGCUGAAGACGACGACAGCAGUGGUGACGACGACGAUGACGAACACGCUCCUCCCUUGCCUAAGCGCCGGUCAACGCCGCCGUUGCCUCAACGAAGACGUGAUAAGACUCCCCCAUUACCCCAAAGAAGACAUAAUAAGACCCCACCAUUAUCUGAGAGAAGAAAUAACAAGACUCCACCAUUACCCGAAAGAAAGCACAAUAAGACCCCUCCCUUACCUGAACGGAGACACAACAAGACUCCACCCUUGCCAAAGCGAAAAGACAACCGCACACCGCCGUUACCUCGGCGUAAACCUAGCCUUGGGGUUAGGAACCGCGCUGAGUUACAGGACGUCGACUCCGACGAGGAUGCGCCGCCUUUGCCCCGCAGACGGGCACUGAUGAAUCAUGUCGGUGAGUCUACGCGUAUCGAAAGCGACGAUGAAGGUCCUCCGUUGCCUCGUCGGCCGGAUACAGACAAGCGGGUGCCGCCAGCUAAACCUAAACGCAAAACACCCCCGCAAGAAGGGUUCCCCGAGUAUGACAACUAUGUGAUGUCACCCUCCAAAGCUGAUAAUCACCAUCCAGAGGAAGAGAGUAAGUCUCUGGGAAUUGGUAAUCCGCGGUUUAAGGGUGCCAGUCUUUUGUCACAGUGGCAGCCACCAAAGCAGGCGGUGGGAGAGCCUCCCGCACCCCCCGCGCCUCGCAAACGGCCACCCCAGCAGUUUGUUGAUAUGGAACGCGAAAUCAGCGAGCAAAAGGUCACCGUGGCUCUGGUAGGUAAAUCGGUGAGUCGUUCCACUGCUGACGCGACGCUGAUACGCAGCUCUUCCGGCAGCAUCGUGCUGGGAGACUCAGAAGAAAGCUUGCCUCUCAAACCACCAAAACCAUCGUUAUCCGAUCGUGUUAGUCCAGUGGAAGAAAGGCCCGAGUUAAUCUCCUCUGACGAGUCUGAGCAGCACCCACCGCCAAUUAAAGCCCCAAAACCCAAGGUGGCAAAGUCCACGAACCCGUUGAAGCUGUGGAAGCCUCCUAUUAAGUUAACAGAGGUACCACCGCAACCCGUGGAUGACUUUGAGGCUGAAAACUACGACGACAACCGUGGUCGUGCCCCGGAAAAGCCUGCCAGAAAGGGAUGGAUGAACUCACUUUCUGCUAAUUCCAAGACUGAAAGACACACCCAAGUCAACGUACUGCCAACGAGAUCGCCAUCCAAGCUGAGCUGGAUGCUGCUGCUCCAAGCGAACCCCAAGACUGAGCGCCAUGUACAGCUGUCGACGUCACCGGUGCGGUCUCCUUCAAAGCUGAGUUGGAUGGCCCUGCUUAGCAGCAACAGUGCCACUACCGCUCAUCGCCAAUCGAGUCAAGCGGCGGUACCCACUUCGCCGGCGAAAAUCAGUCGCUCGCCCACUCGUACCGACUGGCUCUCGCUGGCCACUAGCAAGUCGGCCUCGCUGACCACAGCCCAUGGUGAAAGCGAGAUGACUCGUAGUGUCAGUCGUUCCCCUACUAAGCUGUCAUGGAUUGAUCUGGCCCUUUCACGGGGGACUGAUGCCCACCAAUACACCGACAAUACUAAACCAAACUUUGAGAUCAAAAAGCUGGCACGGGCAAAAGACAUUGUUGUUGAGGAUGACGACAAAAAGGUGCCUGAGUUUUUAAAUGCAAAGCUCAAACGAUCGCCAGAAAAGCCUACUGUGCCACCCAAGGCCACACCUGAGGAAGUACCAGUGGUGAGCCAAUUGCAAAAGCUUAAGGCUACCAAGCCACCCCCGAGAAAGCCUCCCAAGCCAUCGGACAAUGAAGACGAGGAGUUAUUAGCAUCGACAAUGGAGAAACUCGGUAAGAAGAAGCUUCCUCCCCCUAAAGCAGCGAAACCGUCACCAGCCGACAAUGAGCCCGCUAUUUUAGCAGAAAAGCUUCGCAGUCUUUCUCCUAGCAAAACCGAUACCCCCUCCAAACCUAAGGACAGCAAAUACCUCGAAGCCGAUGCUGCCGAAUUACGACUGCAAAUGCUGCGCCUCGGGCGGUCAACUACGACGAAGCAGGCACCCAAACCCGAAGCACAACCAGUGGAGGCGAUCGCCACUCUUUCCAAACUCAAAGCAGCGCCGCCAGUCAAACCUAAACCCAAGGAGACUCCUGAGGCUCUUGCCAAGCUUGGUGCUCUCAAGCACCCACAACCGCUUCCUCGAAAGGCUCCUGUCGAAGUUGAAGAACCUGAUUUCAAGGCUCAAUUGGGUAACAUAUUGAAGCGAGGGGCUCCACCUUCGGGAGGCCUGAGCGAUGGCCGUAAGUCGCCGUCAGACCUUACCCCCGUCAGUGUCAUGUCAGCUGUGCUGUUGAACUCGCUGCAGUUGUCAAUUGGACUGUCAUCAUCGUUAAAGCGAAGCGAUACCGUUAGCUCGGGAAAACUUCAGCAUGCCACCAAACUGAGAGCUAAGGGCCCCAAGCGACGCUUACCCAAACUGUCGACGAGCGAAAGUCUCAACGAGAAGGGGUCAGCUAGAGGCACACCUUUGCGGAAAGUGUCCACUGACUCUAAGCUUGACAAGAAGGCUCCACCGUUACCGGUGAAGAAAAAGCCGACGGUUGAAAGCCGUCAAUUCAGCGGUGAAGUGUUCAUCUAA